Messenger RNA from Scaptodrosophila lebanonensis, 1888 nucleotides. It is a transcript of the gene Klc, whose product is annotated as kinesin light chain. NCBI's taxonomy places the organism in Eukaryota, Metazoa, Arthropoda, Insecta, Diptera, Drosophilidae. The record is from RefSeq and is a predicted model, not a curated record. The coding region runs from base 148 to 1674 and encodes 508 amino acids. The transcript has 6 exons. Gene Ontology annotation, molecular function: kinesin binding. Gene Ontology annotation, cellular component: membrane-bounded organelle; cytoplasm; kinesin complex. Gene Ontology annotation, biological process: microtubule-based movement.
GUGAUUGACUAAAAUUGUUAUUAUACAAUUAAGACAGUGAAUUGACGGCAGAAAAGCCCACUAACCGUUCAUCUAUAAUUGAACUCUAUAUUCAAGCAGGCAUUUGCCAACGCAAAUAUAUUCCAGAAAAUUGAAAAAAUCGGCAAAAUGACGCAAAUGUCACAAGAUGAAAUAAUUUUCAACACAAAAACAGUUUUGCAAGGCUUGGAAGCUUUGCGCGUAGAACAUGUCUCAUUAAUGAACGGAAUUGCCGAAGUUCAAAAAGAUAAUGAAAAAUCCGACAUACUGAGAAAAAACAUCGAGAACAUCGAACUAGGACUGAGCGAAGCUCAAGUUAUGAUGGCUCUCACAUCGCACUUACAAAAUAUUGAAGCCGAAAAGCAAAAACUUAAGACACAAGUGCGCCGACUUCAUCAGGAAAACGCAUGGCUUCGUGAUGAACUGGCCAAUACUCAACAAAAGUUUCAAGCAUCUGAACAAUUGGUUGCACAGUUGGAAGAAGAAAAGAAACAUCUCGAAUUUAUGGCAUCCGUGAAAAAGUAUGACGAUAAUCAGGAUCAGGAUGAUUCUUGCGAAAAGCCACGCGCUGAUCCGGUUGUCGAACUAUUUCCGGAUGAAGAGAAUGAUGAUAGAAACAAUAUGUCUCCAACCCCUCCAAGCCAAUUUGCAAAUCAAACAUCUGGCUACGAAAUUCCAGCACGCUUACGCACACUUCACAAUCUAGUGAUUCAAUAUGCUUCACAAGGAAGAUAUGAGGUAGCCGUGCCUCUUUGUAAGCAAGCUCUGGAGGACCUUGAGAAGACAAGUGGUCAUGACCAUCCCGACGUUGCAACUAUGCUAAAUAUUUUGGCACUGGUUUAUCGUGACCAAAAUAAAUAUAAGGAGGCUGCAAACUUGCUUAAUGACGCUUUGUCUAUUCGUGGAAAAACGCUCGGAGAGAAUCAUCCAGCAGUGGCAGCUACUUUAAAUAAUUUGGCUGUACUGUAUGGUAAGCGUGGCAAAUACAAGGAUGCUGAACCAUUGUGUAAGCGUGCUUUGGAAAUCCGUGAAAAGGUUCUUGGCAAAGAUCAUCCCGACGUUGCAAAGCAGCUUAAUAAUCUAGCUUUGCUUUGCCAAAACCAAGGAAAAUAUGACGAAGUUGAAAAAUAUUAUCAGAGAGCUCUCGAUAUCUACGAAUCUAAACUUGGGCCCGAUGAUCCAAAUGUAGCCAAAACAAAAAAUAAUUUGGCUAGUUGCUAUCUGAAGCAAGGAAAAUAUUCGGAAGCUGAAAUCCUGUACAAGCAAGUCUUGACUAGAGCACAUGAGAGGGAAUUCGGAGCUAUUGACAGUAAAAAUAAACCUAUUUGGCAGGUGGCUGAAGAACGGGAAGAACACAAAUACGAUAAUCGGGAGAACACACCAUAUGGCGAAUAUGGAGGGUGGCACAAAGCUGCUAAAGUUGAUUCUCCCACUGUUACAACAACUUUGAAAAAUCUUGGUGCCCUUUAUAGGCGACAGGGUAUGUUCGAAGCUGCUGAAACCCUAGAGGACUGUGCAAUGCGUAGCAAAAAGGAAGCCUACGAUUUAGCAAAGCAAACUAAAGUGGCACAACUUCUCACAACGAGUGAGAAACGACGCUCUAAGCAUUUGAAAGACGACAUGGAGUUCUCUGAUGAGAAAAAUAUUAAGCCUUAAACCAGUCUGUUGGAUACGGUUGAAAUAAUACUUGUGCUCUUGAUAAGCUAACUCAAACAUACAUUUUAUUUAUUCAUUCCUUAAUAUAAUUAAGUUUCUCAAUUUUAUGUGAAGAAAUACUAAAGGUUUUGUACUUUGUUAUUUCUAAAAACAAAAAAAUCAUAUAAUGCUUUCGUAUAAUAAACCAAAUAUAAACAUGUGUAAAACACUGGCA